ACCAAAUUUGAGAAUACGCCAAACAUUGGUAUUAGUUUAGUGUUUGACAUUAGCUAAGUUAAAAAGCCAUAACGACGGUAGCUCUCAAGCUUAUAUAUGGAAGACCCUAAGGAAGAGAAAGGAAGAGAAGAUGUUCGCUAUCGAGGCGUUCGAAGGCGGCCAUGGGGAAAAUUCGCAGCGGAGAUACGAGACCCUUCGAGGCAUGGAACAAGGUUGUGGCUAGGAACAUUUGAUACCGCGGAGGAGGCUGCUCGUGCAUAUGAUAGAGCAGCAUUUCACUUGAGAGGUCAUCUUGCAACCCUUAAUUUCCCUAAUGAGUAUUACUCUCAGGUGAUGGGAUCAUCCCCUCGUCCUCCACCCUCAGUCUCUUCUUCAUCAUCUUCUUCAUGCACUGGUAAUGUUGGUCCAAGGCAGAGUUCUGAGAGGGGAAGUUCUUCGUCCUCGUCCAGCGGACAAGAAAGGCAAGUUUUUGAGUUUGAGUAUCUGGAUGACAAACUCUUGGAGGAGCUUCUUGCAUCAGAAGAGGAGAAAAUGAAACGGAGACGAGAUUGAGAAAUUUUGUCUUUGAUGUCUAAGACUUUUUACCUUAUAUUUUAGUUCUUGGUUUACUCGAUGAUCUUGAGCUUAAUACCUCACGAUCAACUUUCACAUAUAUCAUAAGAACAUCAAUAAGACUCCCGCAUGGAAUGCCUUAGCUAAAUAUAUAUCAAAGCUAAAUAUAUAUGAUAUAUGAAAAGUUACAUAAUAUGAAAAGUUACAUACAUGGCUUUCAUUUAGCACGGUUUUUGGAGGUCAAUUACUAUACAUGAUAAAGUAAAUUAAUUAAUUCAAGUUGCUGC
This is a messenger RNA of Ricinus communis (castor bean), 839 nucleotides long. RefSeq names its product ethylene-responsive transcription factor ERF098. Gene Ontology annotation, molecular function: DNA binding; DNA-binding transcription factor activity. The transcript has a single exon. Gene Ontology annotation, biological process: regulation of DNA-templated transcription; ethylene-activated signaling pathway. Bases 97 to 552 code for a protein of 151 amino acids. The record is from RefSeq and is a predicted model, not a curated record. NCBI's taxonomy places the organism in Eukaryota, Viridiplantae, Streptophyta, Magnoliopsida, Malpighiales, Euphorbiaceae.